Exophiala aquamarina CBS 119918 is the source of this 1845-nucleotide messenger RNA. Its product is annotated as D-arabinono-1,4-lactone oxidase. The record is from RefSeq and is a predicted model, not a curated record. NCBI's taxonomy places the organism in Eukaryota, Fungi, Ascomycota, Eurotiomycetes, Chaetothyriales, Herpotrichiellaceae. The transcript has a single exon. Gene Ontology annotation, cellular component: membrane; mitochondrion. Gene Ontology annotation, molecular function: FAD binding; D-arabinono-1,4-lactone oxidase activity. The coding region runs from base 1 to 1845 and encodes 614 amino acids.
AUGGACUGGGCCGCUCCUAAUCUGCCCCAACCAAAUCCCAACACCUCCCGCUUUUCAUCGGGCCUAACCGAGGAUGUCUAUCUCGAGCCAAAACUCAGGCGCGAGCUUUCUCGUCUAGACGAUGCAAUCCCAUUCAGUCCCAAAGCGCGCUAUCUACAUCAUACAUGGGCGCAAACUUUCUUCUCCAGGCCGGAACUCUACUUUCAGCCUUGGUCGAUUCCCGAACUGCAGAAAAUUGUCACCGCUGCACGCCGUACCAGGAAGCGGCUAUGUGUCACGGGCUUUGGUCACUCGCCUUCUGAUUUAACAUGUACAUCGUCAUGGUUGAUCAAUCUGGACAACCUGUCGCAGAUCUUGGAGAGAAACGUCGACAAUACUCCUGGUCUUGUCCGUUUCCAGGCGGGCAUUUCGUUGCACAACCUUAACUUAGAUUUGGCCAAGGAUGGCUUUACACUGCCCAACCUCGGCUCAAUUGACGUGCAGUCUGUUGCAGGAGUCAUCUCAACUGGUACUCAUGGCUCCAGCCUAAAGCAUGGGCUGAUAUCGCAAUCCAUCACAUCAUUGACGAUCCUCAUGUCCAACUCCCAACUCGUCACGUGUUCCGCCAGCAAAAACGAAGAACUCUUCCGUGCCGCCUUGCUCUCCUUGGGUUCGCUGGGGAUCAUCGUAGAGAUCACCAUCCAAGCUGUACCAGACUUCAAUGUGUCUUGGUCUCAAUCCCUCCAUACUCUUGCGUCUGUCACCGACAACUGGUCUAAAAACUUGUGGACAAAUGCAGAAUUUACCCGGGUCUGGUGGCUACCGUAUCUCAAACGCGCUGUCAUCUGGCGAGGAGCAAAGAGCUCCGAACACCCGAAACCUCCAAACACCACCUUCUACGGUGGGAAAUUCGGGUACUACAUGUAUCACAACCUCCUCUACCUGUCCAACACCUUCCCACGCAUCCUACCCUGGGUGGAAUGGUUCAUCUUCGGCAUGCAAUACGGGUUCAAACCCGGUUCAUUCGUCAUGUCCGCCGUCCAACCUGCGCGGCAAGGCCUCCUUAUGGACUGCUUGUAUAGCCAGUUCGUAAAUGAAUGGGCGCUCCCGUUGUCAAAAGGCCCCGAGGCCAUCGAAAGGCUCGGCGCAUGGAUCAACCACGACGAUGCCAAGUCCGGCAUCCCGAUCUCCAGCAAAGGGAUCUGGGUUCACUGCCCAGUCGAGGUCCGCAUCAGCGACACCAACUAUGCACAAGCCAACGACUCCCGCGUGCGACCAUACCUCGACCCAACCUGCGCAGACGAGCCAACAUUGUACCUCAACGCAACCCUGUACCGGCCCUACGGCCGGGACCCGCCCUGCCACGAGACAUACUACCGCGCCUUCGAGUACCUGAUGCGCGACAUGGGCGGCAAGCCGCACUGGGCCAAAAACUUCGCGUACACGACGAACCGCGAGAUCGACGCCAUGUACGGCUCCGACAUGCAGCAGUUCCUCAAGGUCAGAGACGAGUCCGAUCCGGAGGGCAUGUUCCUUGGCGAGUGGCACCGCAGGACUCUCCCGUUGGAUGAUAUCAGCGUCAAGGGCGGCAAGGGCGGGUUCGGCCUCAUGGAGGUCGAGGUCAAGCGCUCCAAGAAAGGUCUCGGCUGGGGAUACGGCGACGGGAUUCUCUGGGAGGGUGGAACGCUUGCCGGUGCAGCGGACAAAGAUGAUUAUAAUGAGGAUUCAGCCGCUGGCAAAGUCGCCGCCUUCGAUGAUGGCGAGGAUGCCACUCCAAGCCCUCCAGCGACUGCCACCAGUGAUGAGAGUUUCGACUAUAUGGCCAAGGGCGAGGCGAGUGUCUAUGCUGAGGGGGCUGAAGCAUGA